AAAUAAAAAUGAAUAAUCAUUAAGUCAUACAUGUGUGACUAUUUCAUCAGUCUUGCUGUGUUAUCAAUUCAGUGCAGUCGCAUCAAAAACAUUUCCACAAAACUUAUGAGCCUCGCCAUAAUUUUAUAAACUAUCUUCUGCUACAACACAAUCCUGAGCAAGAUUCAAAAGCAGUAUGUUUCUCGUCAACCUUGUACCCCUGCUUCUGGCGGUAGGUGUGUUGACUCAAUCUGGGGAUGAAAAUCUGACGGAAGAACCAGAUAAUCUUCGAGAUGUUAUUAUCUGCGUUAUCGAGAAUGUUGUUCGUUACAGCAAUGAACAAGAUACGGAGGCUGUACUGAGUUUGUUCGACAAAAAUGCCAUGAUACUGAUUGACGGAUUCCCGCCCUUUGUUGGACAUGACGAGAUACGAUUGGUGGCUGAUAACAUCGCUGAGAGAGCAGCUAGCAUAGAAGACGAUUAUAAAGAGAUCGAGGCUAUGGAUAAAGAUGAGAACUUAGUCUACGAGAGGCAUCACUUCAAGUUUUUCAACGACUUGGGUGAAAAGUACAUUGAAGGGAAUUUUCUGGCCAUAUUCAAGAAGACCCCGGAUGGAUACAAGUUCCACAUACUGAUGUUCAACAAACGUAAACAAGAAGAAGAGGCCUAAUCUUAGGCCUAUUGGUUUUACUUCGUAUGACGAUCUCGACCAUAGUCAAGCUGCUUCUGAAUAAACAAUUUGAAUUAUUCUAAUUAUUUGUAGAUUUAGGAUUGAGAAUACUUUCUCUUAUCGUUUCCAAUGUAAAGAUAUUAUGAUGGAUUAUAAUGCGUCAUGACCGCCAUGCACCAUCUUUGGUGUAAAACAAUGGAAAGUGCACGCGGACGUAAUCCUCGCUAUAUUAUACGCACGACUCUCAGCCAAUAAUAGCUCUCCAUCCAUGGAAAGCUAAUAAUAGCUCAGCCAAUAAUAAUAGCUUAGCCAACAAUAGCUCCCCAUCCAUGCGUGCACAAUUCAUAAAGAGAUGGCGGCCGAUGACGUCAUUCAAUCCAUCCAUUGAUAGAAUAAUCUUUACAGGUGAUUGGGUCAUUCAUUACAAAUUUCAAGUCACCACCUGACACUCAAAAGAAAAACACAAAAUUAAUAGAUGGACUAAAAUUACGGAUGGAAUAGAGUGUAUCUUCCGUAUUUGACAGAAAACACUUUGAGUGCAAAUGAAAAGUGUUUAUUUAUUGCACCAUUGCCGAUGAUGAUCUGUCUUGUUUGCAGUGUAAAUUUUUAAUUAUUCCCACGAGAGGGCGCUCAUCACAAAAAGUUUGCUCCCGACUAAAAAGUUAUUCGUCACUUUCAACACAAGGUUACUAUGAUUCUUGUAGACCAAUAAACAAAAGUACCACUACAAUAAAGCAGUUCAUUUAAAAAAUU
Molecule: messenger RNA, 1402 nt
Organism: Asterias rubens (European starfish)
Lineage: Eukaryota; Metazoa; Echinodermata; Asteroidea; Forcipulatida; Asteriidae
Exons: 4
Coding region: 176-649 (157 amino acids)
Source: RefSeq, a predicted model, not a curated record